Molecule: messenger RNA, 987 nt
Organism: Caenorhabditis elegans
Lineage: Eukaryota; Metazoa; Nematoda; Chromadorea; Rhabditida; Rhabditidae
Gene: K08B5.2
Product: F-box domain-containing protein
Exons: 7
Coding region: 12-923 (303 amino acids)
Source: RefSeq, marked reviewed
AAAAUUUGGAUAUGGAGCACUUACCAAAUGAAGUAAAAGUUAUAAUUCUAGAUGAGUGUGACUACACGGAUUGCAUUUGUUUUAGAGCUACAUCAAGCAAAAACUACGACGUCGGAACCUAUGUGCUUACCAAGACGAGAACUUUCGAUUUCCGGCUGUAUCGUUCUCAUAUUGGAAUGCAAAGUCUUGAAAAUGAGAAGACGACAAAAAAUGGAAGCCAUUUCAAUCCAACGAAGAUGAUCAAUUUCAUGGAUCUUUUACCCGGUUUACGGAAACUAGUGCUUGCUGACUUACCGUGUAUUUUCACGAUGAGUGAUAUGAUAAAAUUGGGAAAGUCUCUGCCAAAUCUGCAAAAAUGUGUGAUCAUCGAGAGUGAAGAGCGGAAAUGGAUGGGGAAGGAUGUGCUCAUGGGGCUGACUUACUUCAAAUCGCUAGAAAAAUUGAAAGUGGUUAAUUGGGAACCGUCACAUGUUACAAGAAGAGGUUGUGCUUCGCGAAACGAGACCAUCCCAGCGAGUACUCUCCGAAACUUGAUCAACUUCACAAUCAUCUGCAAUAAGGAGACAGUGUCCAAAGUUUUACAAUAUUUACUCGAGAACGAAAUUUAUUUGACAAAAUGUGUCAAGGCCAAAUUUAACGUACGUCUGUCCUCGCCGGAUAUUCCCCAUCUUAUCAUGAAGUUCAUCGAAUGCCACCCACACAUUCAAGAGAUUGCUUUCAACGGGUUUCUUUUCACAACACAAGAGCAAGUGCAGGCUUUUUACGGGCACCUUCUUGCACUACCACAACUUGAAAGAGUUCAACUGGAGAACUGUUCAGUUAUUGAAAGGAUUGAGCAGGCUCUACAAAAAACCUUCUUGGACGCUUUACGACGGCGAGGAAUUAGGUUCACAAAUCUGGUUAAGAGCUUACGACAUGGGUAAAAAAAUUACAUAAUUAUAUAUAUAUACACUGUUUAUUUUGCUCAAAAAUAAAAUGAUUGUCAUU